AAUGGCGUGAUGUGUGUUCCUCAAAAACAACGCGUAGUUACACUGUGUUGUGGGCUUGUGGCCCCGGCAGGAGACCGCCGACCUCAAGUCAAGUCCUUGCCCUCCUCCACUUUUGCCCAGCGCGGCCGUUGCUUUUCUUUUUCGCGGAAACAGCAUCACACGUUCAUCUUCCUUCCCUGUGCUUUCCUUUCUCUAAAAUAAAGUCAGCGUCAGCACCACCAUUCGCUCUUACCCAGCGGGCAAUGGAGAGCGCAGCGCAGUCCGUCGUGAGCAAGCUCGGGCAGCUGGUGGUCGACGAGCUCCAGGACAUCCGCGGCGUCGGCGACAAGGUGGUCCACCUAAUGGACGAGCUGUCCACCAUGAAUGCUGCGCUCCGCAUGAUCUCCGAGGCGGACCAGAGCUCCGUCGACCACCUCACAAGGGAGUGGGAGAAGCAGGUGCGCGAGCUCGCCUACGACGCUGAGGACUGCGCCGACAUCUACCGCCUCCGCGUCAACGUCAACCGCCGCCCCGCCUCCGGGACUCCUCCGCCGCCAAAUCACCGCCGGUGGUAUCAUGACUAUGGCGUCGUCGUCACAUGGAGCAAGCACCUGUUCGACAAGCUUCAGCUGCGACGCGCCCUCGCCGCGGAGGUCAGGGCACUUCUGGCACGCACCGGCGCCGUCAGCGAGCGCCGCGCUCGUUACGGCAUUGAUCGGGCCGUGCUGCCCAGGUCCUCCAGCUGCUGGCUCACCCCGGUCUCGACGGCGGCUGCGCUCCGCCAUGCACAUGACCCCGAUCAGCUUGUCGGCAUCGGCGAGCAGGUCACCGCCCUGGCCGAGAGGAUCAAGGCGGCGGAGGACGACGACGACGGUGACAGGAGGCUGAAGGUGUUCUCCAUCGUGGGGUUCGGGGGCCUGGGGAAGACGACCCUGGCCGUGGAGCUGUGCCGGCAGCUGGACGCCGACUUCCAAUGCCAGGCACUGGUGUCCGUGUCGCAGGCGUUUGAUGGGGACAAGGACAUGAAGGGGUUGCUGGGCCGAGUGCUGCACCAGAUCGUCAAGGUGAAACAAGACGAGGCCGCCAAGGUCCACCAGAUGGAUGUGGAACACCUGUACACCAAGCUCAAGGACCUCCUUAGGGACAAGAGGUAUCUCAUCGUGAUCGAUGAUGUAUGGAGCCUAUCAGCAUGGGAAGCUAUCCAUGUCAGAUUGCUAGAGAAUAAUUGCAAUAGCAGAGUCAUUGUGACGACUCGGAUAGAGACUGUUGCCAAAGCAGCUAGUGUUUCAGAGGACCUUGUCCAUCAUAUGAAGCCCCUAGAACCAAAGGCUAGUCAAGAACUAUUCAUCAAGAGAGUAUUUGGCUCCAUGGGCACUUGCCCCAAUGGACUGAAAGAGAUCAUGAGAAAGAUUUUGAAAAGAUGUGGUGGAUUACCACUGGCCAUUGUAAGAAUUGCGGGCCUUCUAGCAUGCUACAAUUCAGAUGAGAGUGUAGAAAUGUGGAUAAGAGUCUCCAACUCAAUUGGUUCUCAGAUGGAGAGCCACCCCACCCUAGAGGGGAUGAGGCAAGUGAUUACACUCAGCUAUGACUACCUGCCUCAUCAUUUGAAGGCUUGUAUGAUGUAUCUGAGCAUUUUCCCUGAGGAUUAUGUGAUUGCCAAGGACAGGCUAUUGUACAGAUGGAUUGCUGAAGGCUUGGUUGCUGAGAAGCGGGGUUUGACUUUGUUUGAUGUUGCAGAAGAGUACUUCAAUGAGCUAAUAAGCAGGAACAUGAUUCAGCCAGACAAGUUGUCAAUAACCGGAAGCUAUAGGUACAUGGUGGUGGAAGCGUGCCGAGUGCAUGAUAUGAUGCUUGAGGUAAUGGUGUCUAAAUCACAGGAGGCUAACUUUGUUAGCUUGGUAGGGCGGCAAUACAGAGGAGUAUUGGCACAUGGCAAGGUUCGCCGUCUCUCUGUUCAUGGUAAUGACAACGAGCCUAUCAACCCCAUCAAAAACAAAGUGGAGCAGCGACAUCAUGCAAGGCAUGGCAUAGAGGCGAUGAACCUACAACAUGUCCGAUCAUUGACUACAUUUCAGGUGGAAGGCCUUGACAAGCUACUGGAUCGACUAGGUGAGUUCAAACUGCUGAGGGUACUUGACCUGGAAGAUUGCAAGACUCUGCAAGACAAGCAUAUGAGAGAUGUCUGCCGUUUGUAUCUUCUCAGGUUCUUGGGCUUGAGGGGUACACAAAUCAAUGUGAUGCCUAGCAAAAUCGGUGACCUAGAGUUUCUGGAGACUCUCGAUGUCGAACAGGGAGGGAUCAUCGACAUGCCGCCAACUGUGACAAAGCUGAGCAAACUUGAGCGCCUAAAAGUGCGCCGGUGGAUUCUGCCACCAGGGCUAGGGAACAUGAAGGCCCUGCGCGAGGUGGCUUGGGCCUUUCUCCAAGGUGACGUUCAUGUCGCCGAAGAGAUCGGUGAGCUGCAACAGUUGCAGUUCCUCUCCAUAGAAUUGGGUGGGGAGCCCAAAGAGGAUUUUUUGCAGGCGCUUGCCUCCUCCCUGAGCAAGACAUACGCCCUCCGGUCACUCCAUCUAUCAACCUAUCAUCGCAUGACAUUGGACUUUCUCCUUCAUGUCUCCUCACCGCCGCCACUCCUCCGGUGUCUUAUCAUGAAUGGGCCUAUUAGUCGAUUUCCUAACUGGAUCUCAUCACUCAAUCAUCUUGUGGAGUUUACCAUGAGGCGAGCACAGCUUGCUGGUGACCAGCUACUUGAUUGCUUGUGUAAGUUACCCAACCUGCAGACCAUCGAACUGGGGUCCUGGAGCUGCAAAAACAGAGAGCUGGUUGCACGCACUACUCACAAGUUUCCAGGGCUGAGGACCCUGAAUCUGUCUAGCUUUUUUGGAGAUCCAGAAGUAGUAAAAUUUGAGCAAGGAUCAAUGACAAAGCUCGAGAAGCUUCUGGUAGAGUUCUCUAACGAAACGAGGAGCAUUGUCGGCAUUGAGAACCUUAAGAACCUUAAAGAGGUAAAGCUCAGAGGUAAAGAAAACAACCUGUCACUAGAACUUGCACAGCGGCAGCUCAAGGAGGAGAAUCAGAAUCGCCCCAAGUCCAACCAGAUCAAAGUUGUUGCUGGAUGCUGGUGAUCACGUCAUGUUUUCCCAUCCUUUUGGAACUACCGGAAGACAACGCUUCUCCUCACUGUAGUUAUUUCCCUAAAUUCUGCUCAGACUCGAUGGAACAUUUAGUUGGUACUGUAUCAUUUGUUUUCAUUUCCAAUUUAUGAACAUUCAAAUAAAACAACGUGCAUUCAGACGUCAGUGCCUCCAACGUGCAGCCAACCAAAGUGCUGAGUUCAUGGAAACGAAGGCUUGUACUGAUCAAUGUUUGCUGAGAACAAUUUUAUA
Messenger RNA from Sorghum bicolor (sorghum), 3365 nucleotides. RefSeq names its product putative disease resistance RPP13-like protein 3. Lineage: Eukaryota; Viridiplantae; Streptophyta; Magnoliopsida; Poales; Poaceae. The record is from RefSeq and is a predicted model, not a curated record. Gene Ontology annotation, biological process: defense response to other organism. The coding region runs from base 243 to 3104 and encodes 953 amino acids. Gene Ontology annotation, molecular function: ADP binding. The transcript has 2 exons.